Molecule: messenger RNA, 767 nt
Organism: Periconia digitata
Lineage: Eukaryota; Fungi; Ascomycota; Dothideomycetes; Pleosporales; Periconiaceae
Source: the annotation of a GenBank genome assembly
CCUCUGCUCGUCAUCAUCAUACCCCCACUUCUGCAUCUCCGGGUUCUUCCCCACCGGCUUCCACCACGUAGACAAGGAAACGUUCCGUUGAUGGCUCCCGCCAUACCCCCCAGCCACCGCCGCUGGAAGCUCUAUGAUACCCGUCGGCGUGCGUACGAGAUUGAGCUCAUCACUUGGAUCGCGGAUGCGCUGGCUGGCUCCGGCGGUAGGAUCGUCUACUCUUCGUCGUCGGCCGCGUCGCUUGCCAACAACAUAAGCUGCGACGACACCGCCGAUGGCGGCCAACGCGAGGGGAAUACCUAUCCCGAGACCGAUCUUUGCGCCUUCUGAGAGACCUGCUUUGGGUUCUGGGGAAGGCGAGGCUGUUGGGGGUGGUGUGUUUGUUGGUUCGGUGGAUGGCUGGGGGGUUUCUGUCGGUGAGGGGGUCUCAGUCGGUGGUGGCGUUUCGAUCGAUGAUGGAGUCUCUGAUGGCGGAGAAUCGGUCGGUGAUGAUGUUUUUGUUGGUUUCGGAGACUGUGUCGGGGUCUUUGAUGGGUUUUUGGUGGGUGAGGUGGUUGGGUCGGUAGAGGAGACUCACUUUGAAUCAUUGGAAGAAGAUUUAGAAGAUUUCUCGGAACUGGUCGUUGCUCGAGGGACCACAUCGCGAGGAUGUCGAAGUGUCGAGUCCACCGCCGCCACACUCUGCAGAGCCGUGACGGCUACUACGAAUAACACUGAGAAUCGCAUCUUUGACGCAUACGCGGGGCGUAGUAAUUGCCGGAAAUAAA